Messenger RNA from Acyrthosiphon pisum (pea aphid), 5223 nucleotides. RefSeq lists its product as uncharacterized. The coding region runs from base 1 to 5223 and encodes 1740 amino acids. The record is from RefSeq and is a predicted model, not a curated record. NCBI's taxonomy places the organism in Eukaryota, Metazoa, Arthropoda, Insecta, Hemiptera, Aphididae. Gene Ontology annotation, biological process: DNA integration. Gene Ontology annotation, molecular function: nucleic acid binding. The transcript has a single exon.
AUGGUGCUAGACUCAAAUGAGCAGAAGGCUCUUGCAGACUUAAAGAGAAAGAGGGGUGUAGUAAAGGCGUCAUUAACACGGAUAGCUAAGUUCGUUGACAGUUAUGAUCCAACUGAGCAGUCAAUUUUGUUGUUGGAUUUUAGGCAAGAGGAACUCCCACUCAUUAAUCGAAAAUUUGACACUAUACAGAGUGAGAUUGAAUUGCUGGCUGUUGAUGAAGCGGAGGCUGCAGAAGCUGAGAUAGAUAAAUUUGAGACUAGUUAUUAUGAGCUAAGAGCUAAAAUUCAAGAAUUAGCCAACGCAGAGAAACUGCAUAAUACGACUGGGCAAAACACCUCAUUUGGGAACACCUCCACAAGACAGCGCAUGCAGCUAGCACCUAUACCUUUACCUAAGUUUAAUGGGGAUAUACAAGGUUGGUCAUCGUUCUAUGAUGUAUAUCGUGCAGCGGUUCAUGACGAUGAUUGCUUUACUCCUGCACAGAAAUUGUAUUAUUUACGUUCAUGUUUGAGGGAGCAAGCGUUAGAUUUAGUCCAGUCUAUCCCAAUAAGUGACGGAAAUUAUGAGGUCGUAUUGUCAAGGCUUAAGCAAAGGUACGAUAAUAAGAGUCUGGUCAUUCAAUCACAUAUCCGGUCGAUCUUAGAGAUGCCGGCUGUUGAAGAGGCGUCAGCUAACGCAUUACAAAGGUUGCACUCGAACGUUUCCACACAUGUUGCGGCUCUGAGGACACUCGGGCAACCUGUGGAUCACUGGGAUGCAUGGUUAAUCACAAUAAUAACAAGUAGGUUAGACAAGGGUACCGGACAUAGUUGGCAACUUCAUUUGAGAAAUACUGAGUUACCAGCAUAUAAGGAUCUCGAAGCAUUUUUGGCCAGUCGAUGCGUAGCAAUGGAAAGCUCGGAGACUGUGUGUCCAAAAACAAGUUCUACUAAGCUUACCAAUAUUAACAAUGACAAGACGAUGUUCUCUAAAACACAUCAACCUACGAAGAAGGUGUUAAUUUCUACUAAUAAUAGGCCAGUCCGCCAGUGUCCAUGUUGUUCUGAAAGUCAUAGGUUGUUUGCGUGUGAGCAGUUCAAAGCUCUCCCAGUAACGGAACGCUUGGGUAUGGCAAGAGCAUCUCAGCUAUGCUUCAACUGUUUAGGUCCGUUUCACUCUGCUGAAAGCUGCAGAUCAACUUAUACGUGUCAAAGGUGCAAGCGGAAGCACAACACACUUCUUCAUUACGAGAAGCCAAAUACAGUUGGCCAAAUCAGCGUCCCAGAUCAAGCUAAAAGCAACAUUGCUACCACAUCAAGCCAAGAAUUAAGUCAUAAUGUAGCAUGUCCCGCACAAGGGGGAAAGGGUCAUGUGUUUCUUUCUACAGCGUCUGUCCUGGCAGAAGAUCAGUACGGUGAAUUCAAAAAAUGUCGUGUCAUAUUAGACAAUGGAUCACAGAUGAACUUUGUAUCCAAAAGCUUCGCUAAUUUAUUGCAGCUUCCACGCAAUAGAACAAUACUCCCUAUCAGUGGCAUUGGAGCAAAUCGAACACAGUCUGUCUCAAGGAUAGCAGUCAAGGUGAAAUCUCGAGUAAAGCAAUUUGAAGUUGAUUUGGUUUGUCACAUACUACCGAUAGUGAUAGAUGCCUUACCAAGUUGUUCAAAACCGAAAGGUGGAUGGGAGAUUCCAGAAGAACUAGUACCACAACUGGCCGACCCGUCGUUCGAUUCAACAGGAAGUGUUGACUUGCUCAUUGGUGGCGGUAUAUUUUAUGAUUUGAUUGAGCCAGCGAGGAUCAGGUCACAAAGGGGAGCUGUUUGCUUACAGGACUCGAAGUUUGGUUGGCUUGUUACAGGAGAGGUGGGCACUAUCUCACUUUUGGCUACAUGUUCAAUUGGUGAGGCCUGCGAGGACAAUCUCAGGAUACUAAGCAAUUAUGAAUCUGAAGUGUAUGGAGUUACAUCAAAACCAAAUAAGAAAUGUAUUGAAGAACAGAAAGCUCUCAAACAUUUUGAAGAGACUGCAAGGCGAGAUGAGACAGGAAGAUUCGUUCUGCGACUGCCAUUGAAGUCAGAUGCACGUACCGUCGGAAGAACCUUAGAAAUGGCAACAGCAAGAUUUCUCAGCGUUGAACGGAGGCUCCAGCGUGAACCAGAACUGCGGCUUCAAUACACUCAAUUUAUGGAAGAGUAUUUAAAAAUGGGGCACAUGAAAAUAGUGAGCAAGGAAGAGAGCCAGCCAAGUGCCGCAUUCUAUCUACCACAUCAUCCAGUGAUGAAGUUAUCAAGUCUCACAACUAAGUUACGGGUCGUAUUCGAUGCAUCAGCCAAAAGUACCUCAAACUUAUCCUUGAACGAUGUACUUUUGUGUGGUCCAACUGUUCAAGAUGAUUUAGUUACAAUACUGAUGCGAUUCCGUAAACAUCAGGUUGUCAUAACAGCAGACGUGGAGAAGAUGUUCAGACAAAUAAGGGUAGCUGAAGAAGACCAAGACUGGCAAAGGAUAGUCUGGAGAUCGCCGCCAGAUAAAGCAUUAGAAUUGUAUCGACUUGCAACCGUAACUUAUGGCACAACUUCAGCUUCAUUUAUGGCAACUAAUUGUCUUGUCUCACUGUCCGAAGAAGCGAAACAGAAAUACCCAGAAGCGUCAAAAAUCAUACGCCAUGAUUUCUAUAUGGAUGAUUUGAUGACCGGUGCCAGCACAGUUGAUGAGUGCUGCCAGUUACAGAAGCAAAUCGACUCAAUUCUAGAAUCAGCACACCUUCCCUUGCGCAAAUGGUGUUCGAAUUCAACUGAGGUCUUAGAACGCAUUGGAGAUUCGAGCGACGACCCGUUAUUUGCACUACAGAUUGGUGAAGAUGAAAUAAUCAAGUCAUUGGGGCUUAGCUGGAAGCCAGCUUUGGACGCAUUUCAAUUCAUAGUAGAGCAGAAAGCAUUUAUGGCUAAGUCGACAAAAAGAACGCUAUUAUCUGAUCUAAAUAGAAUCUUUGACCCUCUAGGGUUCCUGGCGCCUGUACUGGUAAGAGGAAAAAUAUUCUUGCAGCAGCUUUGGCAGCUGAAAAUAGAAUGGGACCAACAGCUGCCAGAGGAAUUGUCAAAUAGAUGGUAUACGUUUUACCAAGAGUUUAAUGAUCUAAGUUAUCUACCUAUUCCGAGAAAGUGUAUACCGUACCAAUCUGUAGAAGUUGAAAUCCAUGGGUUUUGCGACGCAUCGGAAGAGGCCUAUGGAUCUGCAAUCUACGUACGAAGUAAGGAUUGUACGGGCUACUGGCACUCCCGAUUACUUUGUGCGAGGACACGCGUCGCGCCAUUAAAAGGCUCGACAAUACCAAGGCUUGAGCUGGGAGGAGCAUUAACACUCACUCAGUUAUCGAUAAAGGUGUCCGAGGCCUUAGAGAUGGAUGUUAAAAAAUUCUACUUAUGGACUGAUUCUAUGGUAGUACUUGGAUGGCUGAACUCACAAACUUGUAGAUUAAAAACAUUCGUGGCCAACCGGGUAGAAGAGAUUCUAGAAACUACGCAGCCAGAGCAAUGGAGGCAUGUCGCAACAAGCGAAAAUCCAGCUGAUAUUCUCUCUCGAGGAACAACGCCGAAUAAUCUUCAGAGCAUGAACCUAUGGUGGCAGGGACCACAUUGGUUAGCGUCAGAGUCAGAUGAAUUUAAGAAAUCAAUCAUUACAAACCAGAACCAGGACCUGCCGGAGCAGCGCAAGAUUAAGCUAGCAUUGUUGGCAGUGAAUCCGCUAGGCAACCUUUUCCAGCACUAUUCCAAUUGGCGGAAUCUGCUAUGUGCAGUGGCAUGGAUUUCGAGGUUCCUAAGAUAUUUAAAGGCGAAAAAGAACUUGGAUGUGCCCAAAUAUCUAACCGUAUCUGAGCUUAAAUCAGCAGAGAUAACAGUGCUAAAGCAUGUACAGAAGGAGGUGUUUGCAAGAGAGAUGUUGGAACUGAAAAAGGGUAAUGAUGUAGGAAGAAAAAGCAAGCUAAAGGGACUCUCACCAUAUUUAGAAGACGGCCUAAUCUUAGUUGGUGAACGAUUAGGAUACGCCCAAAUCCCUGAGCGCCAAAAGCACCCAAUAGUUUUGCCUAAUGGUCAUAGAGUAUCGAAGCUAAUUUUCGAGAGUAAACAUCGGGAACUUCUACAUUGUGGGCCACAGUCACUGCUGGCUGACAUCAGACGUGUAUACUGGCCAAUUAAGGGACGGAUUACAGCACGAUCAGUCAUAUCAAAGUGUGUAAGAUGUGCUAGGGCAAAGCCACAAUUUGCACAGCCGCUAAUGGGACAACUGCCACGGCAAAGAGUAAAUGUCUCACCACCGUUCGCCGUAACAGGUGUUGACUUUGCAGGACCAUUAAUUGUCCGAAGUGGAGUACGUCGAAUUGUCGGAACAAAGGCCUGGAUAUCACUAUUUGUCUGUUUCUCAACUAGAGCUAUUCAUCUAGAGGUAGUAGAGAAUCUAUCCAGUGGUGCUUUUGUAGCAGCACUAAGGCGUUUCAUGGCACAAAGAGGACGUUGUGUGAAAAUAUAUAGUGAUAAUGGGACUAACUUCGUGGGCGCCCAGAAGGAGCUCAACAUUCCAAUUCAUCAAAGUAUACCUGUAAUAGCCAAGGAAGGUGUUGAAUGGCACUUCAACCCGCCCUCUGCCCCACAUUUUGGCGGCUUAUGGGAAAGUGCGGUCAAAAGUGCUAAACACCAUUUAACUCGUAUGCUUGGUGAAGCCAAGCUCACCAUAGGCGAGCUUAAUACUUUACUGUGCCAGAUCGAGGCAUGUUUAAACUCGCGACCGAUCACACCGAUGGGUCAUGAUCCUUCAGAGCCAGAAGCACUGACCCCAGCUCACUUCUUAAUUGGAAGGCCCAUCACGUUAAUGCCUGAAGUAGACCUGACACAAGAAAAUCCAGGAGGCAUGCGCAGGUGGAAAUACGUACAACACUUAAGUCAAACAUUUUGGAAAAGAUGGCAUGCAGAAUAUUUACCACAAAUGCAAGUUCGAGGGAAAUGGAUAACAAAAAAGGGGCCACUGAAGAUUGAUGAUAUUGUUAUAAUAAAGGAAGAUCAUGUACCACCUACCAAAUGGAAGCUCGGCAGAGUCAUUAAGGUCCAUCCAGGAGUAGAUGGAGAAAUCCGAGUGGUUACAGUACGAAUUGGUUCAGGAACAGAAAUGAAAAGGCCAACGGUAAAACUAUGCCGACUCCCAACAGACAAAGACAUAAAUGUAGAUGAAAACGAAGAGUUAGUUGAAAAAUAA